This is a messenger RNA of Myxozyma melibiosi, 2183 nucleotides long. RefSeq names its product DNA polymerase alpha/epsilon subunit B-domain-containing protein. Gene Ontology annotation, biological process: error-prone translesion synthesis; DNA-templated DNA replication. Bases 106 to 2028 code for a protein of 640 amino acids. The transcript is spliced from 6 exons. Gene Ontology annotation, molecular function: DNA binding. The record is from RefSeq and is a predicted model, not a curated record. Lineage: Eukaryota; Fungi; Ascomycota; Lipomycetes; Lipomycetales; Lipomycetaceae. Gene Ontology annotation, cellular component: epsilon DNA polymerase complex.
ACACACACACACACACACACACACACACACAUAUACACAUAUAUAUGCAUUAACAUAUUCCAGAGUCUCGUUACAUCGCAGCUACUCAGCACCUCGAGCUCCAUCAUGCCCGUCCAGUCCCUGCACUCCUUCGCGUCGCUGAACUCGUUCAAGAAACCAGCAGCAAAACGCACCUCCUCCUCCACAUCCUCGCACUCCUCAAUCCGCUCGCCCUCACCAAGCCUAAUCCCCGCCCUUCCGAUCGAACUCCAACCGUCGCAGUUCAGACCGGUCGCGUUCCGCAUCCUGUCGAAGAAGCACAGUCUAAACAUCCAGACCUCGGGCCUCGAAUAUCUCGCAGACUAUGUCGGCCGCAAGUACGGCCGCGACUGGCGAACGAAAUGCGAGCCGCUGCUGAACGAUAUCGGACGCCGGUGGAAAGAGCAGGAUAAAGGCCAGUUCAUCACUGCCGAGAUCUUACCGCAUGUGCUGCAGGAGAUCGAGCUGCGCAAUGCCUCCUUUGUCGGCGGAGGUGGUGGAUCGGGGCCGAACUCGGGACUCAACUCGCCGAUCGGAGAGAUGGAGAUGGACCCGUUGAUGAACUUCAGUCCACAGGAGUUCUUCCAUGUCUGGGACGCGUUCGAACAACCACGGUGGUACUAUAAUCGGAUUCGAAAACAUUUUGAAAAGGGCUCUCCGCCGUCUAUGUUCCCAUCCACAAAGCACCUAGUAAACACCCUGAACGCGCGUUACUACCAGCUCUACCACAAACUUCUUCGCAACGAAGAAUUCCAGGCUCCGUCGUUCCACUCGUCUAAAGCACUAGAUUGGCGCGCGGUCACCAUCAUCAAGAAUCUUCUGGGCCGGCAUGGACAGGCGUUCUGUGUUCUUGGCUUGCUGAUUAAGGGCAGUAACGGGAAUUGGUGGGCAGAGGAUCCUAGUGGGCGCUUGGAGUUGGAGCUUAACAACGCGGAGUUUGGCGAUGGCUACUUCGUGCCAGGAUGCAUACUCCUCUUCGACGGAGUGUACACCCGCACCGAGAAACUCCGAGUAAAAUCAAUCCGCCACCCGCCAGCCGAGACGCGCGAGGUAUCGCGCGAAGCCUACGGCUACCUCGACUUCAUGGGCGUCGGCAACGUCGGCUCGACUCCCGACGGCAGAUUCGACAAAGCGAUCGAGGAGAAGAUGGUUGCGGAGGAAAAACGCAAGGGCAAACGAGGCAAGAUUGUCGUGCUUGGCGGGGAGAUGCAUUUGGAUGACGCAAAGACGUUCGAGGCGCUCGCGAGGGUGUUUGCGAUUCUCGAGGAAGCGCCGCCGAUGGCUGUUGUUUUGUGUGGAUCGUUUCUUUCGAUUCCGUUUUAUAACAACGGCGUGUCGUCCACCUAUAAAGACAACUUUGACCAACUCGCCCAACUACUAUCCAAAUACCCAACCCUCGCCAAAACCUCCACCUUCAUCUUCGUCCCCGGCAAUAACGACCCAUGGGGUAGCACCGCCUCCGCCGGCGGCGCGAUGCUCUGGCCGCAGCGCGGCGUGCCCGAGAUCUUCAGCAGCCAAGUCCGCCGCGUGCUGCGCAAAUCUGUCUGGACGUCGAAUCCGUGCCGGAUCUGCUACUAUUCGCAGGAGAUUGUGAUUUGUCGCGAUGAUCUCGCGAGUCGGUUGCGGAGAAAUAAUGUUGGCGCGCAGAGGGGGAAGCCGGCGGCGGAUGCUGCUGUUGCGUCUGUUGUUGAUUUAGAGGAGAUGGAGGGGAGCCAGGCGGCGAACAUGGACAAGAUGAUCCGCACGGUGCUCAACCAGGGACAUAUCUCGCCGUGGCCUAAUUAUCUCAGACCUACCAUCACCGAAUACGACCAUGCGCUAUCGCUCAAUCCUCUUCCCACUUCGCUCAUCGUCUGCGACUCCUCAUCCCAAAUCUACACAUACACAUAUCAAGACUGCCACGCAAUGAACCCAUCCACCUUCAUCUCGAAAACCAGACCGCACGAAGUCUCUUGGAUCGAAUACAGCACCGCAAACCGCAAGAGCCAAGUGAACACGACUACAUACUAAUCUUUCUUCUGUGGAUUUUGUUUGAGACAACUUGAUGAUUGGCGCAUGGGUCUUCCUUCCUUUGAAUUUACGUUGUGUUUCCGAUUCUGUGUAUGAUAGCUUUUUCAACAUUCUCUGGCAUAUUAUAGAUAAAUUAGUUUUAUUUAUUUACACAA